AGCUUCAGCCAAAAAGAAAAGAAAAAAAAGGACCCGAGAUGCAGGCGCUGGGCCUGGGCCGCGGGUGCACCCUCCUCCACCACGCCUGCCGCUGCCGCCGCACCGCCGCUUCACCCUCUCCUCCGGCUCCCCGUCCUCACAACGCUCCAAGGCUAAAAACCCGCAUCACCGCCGUGCGCGCUAGCGCCGCCCAGCCCGCGCAGAUGGAACGCAAGCACGGGGAGGAGCCGGUGAGGGUGGUGAAGCUACGCGCGGUGGAGGCCACGCCUGAGUCCUUCGCGCCCUUCGGGCAGGUCAUCGCCGCCUCCCCCGACGGCGACGAGUUCGGCCCCCACGACGCGCAGCUCGACCUCAGCCGCGGCAUCCCUAGGUUCUACAUCAUGCGACUGCAGGACCGGCCGCUGGAGUUCUCGAACAUCACCCACCACGCCAGCGUGACCCAGUGCCUGGGCUCCAUCGGCGGCCAUGACUGGUACCUUGGUGUGGCCAAGCCAUCGAUCUUGGAUGGGCCGGCUGAGCAGAGUGGUCAGGAGGGGUGGAAACCGCUGCAGUCUUCCGCGGGUCACUACUAUCUGCCUCCCGAUCCAGCCGAGGUCUGCGUGUUCCGGGUUUCCGGCCCCAAGUUCCUCAAGCUGAACAAGGGGACCUGGCAUGCUGGGCCGCUGUUCAAGGCGGAUGCCGUGGAUUUCUAUAAUCUGGAGCUGGGCAACACCAACGUUGUUGAUCACACUACACACCGUUUCAAGGAACAUGACGGGAUAACCUUUGUGGUCGAGGACUGAAAGACAUCUUGCAGUGUGUGCGGACGUUGUUGAGCAGCAGAUACGAGUUUACAAGACCGCUCACUGAUCUUAUCUUCAAAACUACUACUUUGUAAUGAAGAACCAACUUGUAAAUGUUAUGUAGAAAGUAGAAACGCACGCCUGAGGUGCCUGUUCGAACUUGUGCCUUGUGUUUCUGUCAGCACCAAAAUGAAACGCAAAACUCCACAUCCGCCUUAGGGCGUGUUCAGAUCCUUGACUAAAGAUUAGCUCUUAUCA
Messenger RNA from Setaria italica (foxtail millet), 1040 nucleotides. RefSeq lists its product as uncharacterized. The transcript has 3 exons. NCBI's taxonomy places the organism in Eukaryota, Viridiplantae, Streptophyta, Magnoliopsida, Poales, Poaceae. Bases 39 to 782 code for a protein of 247 amino acids. The record is from RefSeq and is a predicted model, not a curated record. Gene Ontology annotation, molecular function: ureidoglycolate hydrolase activity.